AUGGACGCGGAGGCUGAUCAUCCUCUAGCACUGCUGCUGGGUGUUGGAAAGCAGAAUGCUCCUCCGUGGAGUCCAGGCCCUGACCCGAGAAGUGCUCAGCUGCCUCUCAUUGGCCAAGCAUGGGUCUUGAUCGUCUUAGUCGCUGCAUACUUGCUUGCUGUCGCCAUAGGGCCGCGGCUGAUGGAGAAGCGCCAAGCAUGGAAUGUCAACCGUGCUAUGCAGAUCUAUAACUGCGGCAUGACUUUACUUAGCCUCUACAUGGCUGUCGAGUUGCCAAUGUCUGGAUUUUCCAACAACCAGGCUGUCUCAUGUGCACCUAUUGGUCAUGAUUUAGCCCCGUCUGACUACCGGGUGGCACGUGUGAUCUGGCUCUACUUCUUUUCGAAAAUCAUCGAGUUUGCCGACACCAUCUUCAUGAUCGUCAGGAAGAAGAACUCGCAGGUGACGUUUCUCCAUGUCUACCACCAUGCUUCAAUCACAGUUGUGUGGUGGGCUGUGGCCCGCUGGAUGCCCGGUGGGAGCAGCAGCUAUGAGCCAGUUUUGAACUGCGUCGUCCACGUGUUCAUGUAUGCCUAUUACUUUCUGGCAUCUCUCGGCGAUUGGAUAAAACCAUACCUGUGGUGGAAGUGCUACCUCACCCAGCUGCAGAUGGUACAGUUUGCCACCUUGAUUCUCCACUCUGGCCUCAUAGCAGCUUUGAACUGCGGCUAUCCGCGCAACUUUGCCAUAUUUGUCAUGCUCUACAUGCUGUCAUUUCUGCUGCUCUUCUAUAGCUUCUACAACAAGUGUUAUUCAUCAUGUCAAUCUAGGCACUUGGUAUCCGCUCCCACUGCUGCUCGAUCCACUGACAACUCCUAUAAAAACAAAUAG
This is a messenger RNA of Sycon ciliatum, 870 nucleotides long. Its product is annotated as very long chain fatty acid elongase 2-like. Bases 1 to 870 code for a protein of 289 amino acids. The record is from RefSeq and is a predicted model, not a curated record. Gene Ontology annotation, biological process: very long-chain fatty acid biosynthetic process; sphingolipid biosynthetic process; fatty acid elongation, polyunsaturated fatty acid. Gene Ontology annotation, cellular component: endoplasmic reticulum membrane. NCBI's taxonomy places the organism in Eukaryota, Metazoa, Porifera, Calcarea, Leucosolenida, Sycettidae. Gene Ontology annotation, molecular function: fatty acid elongase activity. The transcript has a single exon.